AUUCUAAAGCUCAUAGCCCUCUCCUUCCAGAGCAUUUCACAUCGCUCUCAUCUCCACCUGCUUGCAUCCAGCGCCUCGUCACUCUGCAAAACACUGAUCCAACGUUUGAUGGAUGCAGACAGCACAUACCUCCAAAGGAUGAGCCGCAGCAACAGGAAGAGCUCUAGGGGCCUUGACCUGAAACUGAACCUCUCACUUCCUGCAACAGGGGACUCCUCCAGGAGGGCGAUGGCUGAUGAGGAGUCAUCCCCGAGCUCCUGCCUAUCGUCAGAGAACGAGCAUGGCCUGCAGUGGUCCAACAGCCCUGAGGCCACAUCCAUGGUUCUUGCUGCCUGUCCUCGCUGCUUCAUCUACGUCAUGCUCCCACAAGAUGACCCUCGGUGCCCCCAGUGCAAGAGCCCUGUUCUCCUUGACUUUCUGCAGGACAACAACAACAGUAAGAACAACAGUAAUAAUAGCAGCAGGAGGAGCAGGAGGGGAUGAGCAAUAUGGUUCCAUAGGCGGCACGACAUCAAGAAAAAAAGUUAUAUGAAGUCCUAGGUCCAGUAGUUCUAUUUGUCUAGUCAUUUCUUCAGUGUAACUGUGAUAUAUCCAUUCUAAAAUUGCGAAGCUAGCACCCAUACGUUAGUAUCACAAUUUUGAUAUAUCACAGAUACACUGAGUGAGGGCGAUAUCUUUAAUCCUUGUUUCCUUCCUUUGUGUCUCUAAAUGUAAUAGUUUUGUUUAGACAUAGGACCAGACUUCCUAUCUUUUCGUUUCAAGAUAAGAAAAGUUCACCCUGAUAGAGUGAAAUUGAGACGUAACUUCAUUCUAUCAUUCAUAGGAGCUUCAAAUCCAAGCUUCCAAGUCUCGGAUUCAAUCUCAACAUUGGAAGAAGGGGAUAACAUUGGAAGACAAUCUACCCCAGAAAUGGGAUGUUAGCAUCACAGGUUAGCUGAACUGAUCUAUUGGCACUACUGCGCCCAUAGUUGCAACGAAAAGAUCUGUGCUUCAUGACAACUACCCAUAAAGACAUCAAGUAUUGAAAUGGUGAUGAAAUUUCAAUUGGAAAGAGACAUGUUUAAAAAAGGUUGAAAAAAAGUUGGUGUGACGCCAUGCAAUAAAUACUAAUUAAUUUCA
Zea mays is the source of this 1119-nucleotide messenger RNA. RefSeq lists its product as uncharacterized. NCBI's taxonomy places the organism in Eukaryota, Viridiplantae, Streptophyta, Magnoliopsida, Poales, Poaceae. The coding region runs from base 109 to 483 and encodes 124 amino acids. The record is from RefSeq and is a predicted model, not a curated record. The transcript is spliced from 2 exons.